CAUGUCCGGCGGGCCGCGCCGCCCGGGCGCGGCGGAGCCGGACGGGCCGCGCAGUUCUGUGCAACAUCCACACUGCUGGCAUCAAGAGCAGGACCGUAGAAGCUGCAAUGAUUCCGAUUCUCUGGUGGUUGAAGAAUAUCAGUGUGGCCAUUCUGACCACUGGCUGGAGAGCUCUACAGCAUCAGAACAUUCCAGGCCUCUUUCCAGUUGCCCCAGCUGGGAGGGUAGAACUGAAGAAGGCAAGACAAUGAGAGCAUCACAUAAAAAAAUGACAAAUUCUGUUUCAAGCAACUCUACCAAUCCAGCUGAAAGGGAAACUGAUGAGGUGGUCCUGAGGAGAAGACAAAAACAGAUCAAUUUUGGCAAGAAUACCCUUGCAUAUGACAGAUAUAUUAAAGAAGUUCCAAAGAGCCAGCGACUUCCAGGAGUUCACCCUACAACUCCCAACAAGUUUAAGAAGUACAGCCGUAGGUCCUGGGACCAGCAGAUCAAGCUGUGGAAGAUAGCACUGCAUGCCUGGGAUCCUCCUGCUGAAGAAACCUGGGAUCUGCAGCCCGUUAGUACCGAAACUUCAGGUAGUUCUCAGGAAUGGUUGUGCAAAGAUGAGGAUGUUCCUGGCUCCUUUGUGUUUGAUGAAAAGCAGACAAGAAAUGAGUGUGGAGAUGAAUGCAGACAGACUGCCCACACACCUGAGAGUUCCUGUUCUCCCAAUUCUUCUCCAGUAUGGAAACGCAGAAGAAGAAACAAUUCUGACUCCUCUGUGGUUUCAGAGAGCAAAAACCAUUAUCUGCAGAUGUACCACACACUGGAAAGCCUUACUGACUCAGGACAUCAGGACGGUUUUUCAAAAUGCUCAGAGUGGGAAGCCUUUGGUGAAAAAGAUGAAGUAAUGACAGUACAACAAAGUAUAGAAAUAACAAGUUCUGUGCAACAUCCACACUGCUGGCAUCAAGAGCAGGACCAUAGAAGCUGCAAUGAUUCCAAUUCUCUGGUGGUUGAAGAAUAUCAGUGUGGCCAUUCUGACCACUGGCUGGAGAGCUCUACAGCAUCAGAACAUUCCAGGCCUCUUUCCAGUUGCCCCAGCUGGGAGGGUAGAACUGAAGAAGGCAAGACAAUGAGAGCAUCACAUAAAAAAAUGACAAAUUCUGUUUCAAGCAACUCUACCAAUCCAGCUGAAAGGGAAACUGAUGAGGUGGUCCUGAGGAGAAGACAAAAACAGAUCAAUUUUGGCAAGAAUACCCUUGCAUAUGACAGAUAUAUUAAAGAAGUUCCAAAGAGCCAGCGACUUCCAGGAGUUCACCCUACAACUCCCAACAAGUUUAAGAAGUACAGCCGUAGGUCCUGGGACCAGCAGAUCAAGCUGUGGAAGAUAGCACUGCAUGCCUGGGAUCCUCCUGCUGAAGAAACCUGGGAUCUGCAGCCCGUUAGUACCGAAACUUCAGGUAGUUCCCAGGAAUGGUUGUGCAAAGAUGAGGAUGUUCCUGGCUCCUUUGUGUUUGAUGAAAAGCAGACAAGAAAUGAGUGUGGAGAUGAAUGCAGACAGACUGCCCACACACCUGAGAGUUCCUGUUCUCCCAAUUCUUCUCCAGUAUGGAAACGCAGAAGAAGAAACAAUUCUGACUCCUCUGUGGUUUCAGAGAGCAAAAACCAUUAUCUGCAGAUGUACCACACACUGGAAAGCCUUACUGACUCAGGACAUCAGGACGGUUUUUCAAAGUGCUCAGAGUGGGAAGCCUUUGGUGAAAAAGAUGAAGUAAUGACAGUACAACAAAGUAUAGAAAUAACAAGUGACUCGAUUCCACCCAGUUGUUCUUCAGGAUGGAACAAUCCAAAACAGAAGAAAUCCAGCUUCUUUCUGCCUGACAGCAAGACUUGCAGAGAUACAGACCUCAGGCUGGAGAGGCUUAAACUUUGUAGUAGUUUAUUAGAUAGACAUCAGUCAGAAUACCCUGACAGAGGAUGGGAAAAUGCAAAUUCUGAAGAUACAGUACUGAGGAAAAAAAUCUAAAUACCAAGUCUCUCUUUGUAUAUAGAAGUAUUGAAGAAGCAAUUUCUCCUGUGACAGAAAAAGACUUGAAGAAUAGGGAUGUAGUUUGAGAUCAGCAGAUCAAGUCUUGGAAAACUGGUGCUGUCAUGUAGGAUCUGCACAGAGAGAGGAAGAGAUUUGCAGUCAGCAUACGUGCAAUCAACAGAAGGUGAAAUUAUUCAGGUUUCUCCAGAUCUUUAUAAGGAUAGAUUGUUUUCUGCAAGCUGUGCCUCAAGUGUAAAACUCCAGAUUUCGUGAAGUCUGUGCUGCAAUGACAAUGGAUGUUCCUUAAAGCUUUUGUGAGGACGUUUCUGCUGUGCCUGCAUUGGCAGGUGACAUGUGCAUUAUUUUUCAAAGGCUGCUUCAGGUGAUGGAUCCUGCCAUUCCCUCUGGAGGUCUUGUUCCUCGGGGUGUGCUGAUGUUUUACCAGUGAAUUGGUCCAGUGUCAAGUCAGACUGAAAUCCAAGCCCUCCAACCAAGGAACCUCCUCUGCUCCACUGGACCAGAAUGGGACAUCCAGCCUGAAGAACUGCUUCAAAAGAAUGUAGAUAAUUUCAGCCUUCCUCCUGUCAUUAAAGCCUUCAGCCUGUCAUUAAAGACAAGCUGUUCAUAACUUUUGGAUUGGGUGAUCACCCAUUUGGCCUAUUUAUUGUUCUCUGAGAUGUAUUAAGGUGGCAUUUGUGUAAGCCAGGUGAGAGAAGAGAAAGGUAUAUUGUUUAUCAAAACCCCUUUUCUUGAAGGGGUUGUGUUAGAACAGAAGCACAGCUUAAAUACCUGGAUUUUGCUUUUAUGUGUGUUGCAGCCUGACCCAAAGAGCCAGUCUACAGUUAAAGAGUAGGAGAGGAUGCAUUCAGUGCCUCUUGUUCCUACAACUAUUGGGGAUGAAUAGCAGUAUUUGCAGGUGUGGAACUGCUCUUGUCCAGGCUAAGGGUUGUGAUGGUGUUAGGACAGGCUCUCUCCUUUUUUUUAUUCUGCUAGCACUGUGUGCAGAAGUUUGAAGUGAGAGCUGUGGCUACAGUGUUUGGACUAAAUUCACGUGCCAGUUACAAGACUUCUACAAUUCUUGUGUAGCAUGUACUGGGAUACCAGUGGCUGCCAGAGCUGGGAGUUGUUCCUGCUGGAGUUUGGUUUUACUUUCCCUUGCUAUGGGGCUGGCAGUACCCAGGGCCAAGAGCCCAUUGUGCUGCUGAUUUUGAAGUAAGCUGCUUCCUCAAAAACUACUCUCCCUCCCAAAAUGUUAUUUCCAGGCAUGCUCAGGCAUUUUUCCCUACACAAGGGUGUAUCAGUCACACACCACAGAGCACGGAGCAUUAUGUGUACAAGGGACACAUCUGUACAGCACUUUUCCAAGAGGUAAUACUUAGAACCUUGUUGUUCCAAUGUGCAUGUUUCCUUGUGAUUUAUGAUGCUUGUAAAUAAAGGGAAUGUGUUAUAUUUUUGGCAAUUUGCCUUUAUGCAGAAGAAUUAAAGACUUGAACUUCAAAAAUC
Messenger RNA from Vidua chalybeata, 3514 nucleotides. RefSeq lists its product as uncharacterized. Gene Ontology annotation, biological process: mRNA transport; mRNA 3'-end processing by stem-loop binding and cleavage. NCBI's taxonomy places the organism in Eukaryota, Metazoa, Chordata, Aves, Passeriformes, Viduidae. Gene Ontology annotation, cellular component: cytoplasm; histone pre-mRNA 3'end processing complex. The record is from RefSeq and is a predicted model, not a curated record. Bases 2 to 2008 code for a protein of 668 amino acids. The transcript has 19 exons. Gene Ontology annotation, molecular function: mRNA binding; histone pre-mRNA stem-loop binding.